AGUAGAUUCAGGGGCCACCCGCAGCUAUAUUAGUAAGAAAGCGCUGCAAAAGUUGAAGCUGGGACUUAAAGUCCAAAAGUUAGCAGACCCAAUAGUUAGUAUCCUCGCGGACAAUUGUACUAUGGUUGUGGAGGAUUACGUAGAGGGAGUCCAGGCAUAUUUUCGCCUAGAGAAAGAUAGGAAAGUGGAGAAGGUCCUCCAGUCUCUGACUCUCCUCGUAGAAGACAGCCUCCCAUUUGAUAUUGUCCUGGGAAUGGAUUGGGGAGAAGCAGCUGGGGCCACGCUCCAUUUGAAGGAGCACGAGUGUAGGCUCCCUAGUUCGGCAGGCGAGGCCAAGAUUGCCCGCCUGUUCCAUGAGUCAGGCGUAGAGAAUUUCUUGGCGCAUUGCUGCCUUAGUGCCCCCGCGUUCGCCAGACUGGUGAAAAAGGAGAAACUGGAGGAACAGGUUUUCGUUGCCUAUGUUAGGCCAGUGACUGAGCGUACGGAGGAGAAGCCGAUGGACCCUGCGAUUGCCAAGCUGCUGGAAGGGUUUAAGGGUUUGACUGAGCCGCCGACACCAAAGAAGUUCAUGAGCAACUUCUCCACCAUCGCUUCGCCCCUUCGCAGAUUGCUGAGAAAAAAGACAAUCUGCAAGUGGGACAAGGACUGCACGUCUGCUAUGAAGAAAUUGAAGCAGGCGUUGAUAGAGUAUCCGGUCCUUAAGGUUGCCGAUCCGUCCUUGCCUUUUGUCGUUACUACGGAUGCUAGCCAGUACGGCAUAGGCGCGGUGUUACAUCAAGACGAUGGCGAUGGAUAUAGACCCGUAGAGUUCAUGUCUGCCAGGAUGCCUUCGGAGAAGGUCGCGACAUCUACCUAUGAGAGGGAAUUCUACGCUCUCAGGCAAGCGUUAGACCACUGGAAGCACUACUUGCUUGGGAGGCACUUCAAAGUCUACUCAGACCACGAGACAUUGAGAUGGUUAAAGUCGCAGGCGAAGAUGACACCUAAGCUUACUAGGUGGGCCGCCGAGAUAGAUCAGUAUGACUUUGAGCUCAAGCCUGUCAAAGGGAAGCUGUCGAAGUCGGAGACGAGAAGAAAAUUUGCAAGUUGUCAGAGAAUGCUUCUCUACACCUCUUGUCCAAAGUCGUUUAAUCCCCAGCCUGCUACUCCGAUGCUUUCGACACUCCUCGGCUGCGCCGUCGAUCUCGCUUCGAAAUUUGAUUUGCUAGCAAGGUGCAGCAGUGACGACAGCUACAAUGACACGGCUCGCCUGCGCUUGAUAUGUAGCUACCGGAAGGAUGACAACAUGACAAUGUCAUGUGAAUCUGGAUUCAGCUUCAGCACGUCGCAGUGCUCUCCCGACUCCAAACCUAACGACAAUGGACAAUUCUGUGACAACUUGUUGGUCGACUACACACAAAUACGUCUUAGGUUGCCGAAUGUGGAUGAUUUAAAAUAUCACCGCUUUGUGCCAGAGACUAUAUUUCAGGAUGUAUGCCUCCAAGGCUCCUUGGCGGAGACCCUCAAAGCCUCACUGAAUCGGUUGGAAUAUCUCCGUUCAGGUCUAGUGUAUUUUGGGAGCAUAACUGGUGUAUUCGUCAACUUCCCUGGCUUGAUUGUGAGAGGGUGGUUUAUCGAUCCUAGGACUUCAAGCAAGAGGCGCCAGAAAAGUUACCACCGCGAUAACUGGGGAACGUGCCAUUUCACACAGCCGAAGUACUGCAAGGCUGCGGGGAUGAGAGUUCUCGCGGAUCUCUGGAACAACAUUGACUACAAGUUUGUGGACAGCACUGCUCAGCGGGUGCAGAGGUGGAUGGCUGAGGAGGGGAUACGCGAUACGAGAGCGCCCGCGGGUGGGCAGCGGCCACGGACGGACGACGCAGAGAGGGACGAGGUUCAGGACAUCCUAGAUGAGCAGGAGGGGGGCAAGGGUGGGGUUGGCGAGGCGGGGAUGCGAGACGACGUAGUCAGAGGCCCUUACCUGCCAGGGGAGGAGGUAGUGAUGACGUCGAGCGGGGUUGGGCCAGCGGGUCACGCUGCGAGGGUGUCACGACCUGAGUUGGACAGCGCAAGGAGGGAGAAGAGGAAAGUGGAGGAGGAGGACAUCGACGUGGGGGACACGACGGGACAGACGACGAUCGAGGAGAUGUACGACAAGGAGAAGUUGGCCGAGUUCUCAGACGCGUGGCUGCAGUGGAUCUAUGCGAAGGGGUUGCCAUUCAACGCCUUCCGAGGGUCGGAGUUCCAGAGGGUUCACCGGGCGGCAGAGAGAGUACCCCGCGCAGUUCGGUUCCAGUUUCCCUCGUACAGGGUUACAACGGGCGUCGGGAUCCCUUCGCAGAGGACGAAGGUAGCGUCGAUGGUGAGCGAGGUGCUCUCCGCUUUCCAACACACCGGUGCCACCAUCCUCUCGGACGGAAGGAAGUCGCGUAGUGGCAAGCCGCUCGUGAACUUCCUGGCCAGGGGCGCGAACAGCGCCUUGCUGUACGCCACCGUCUCACGUGACGGGUCUGUCUGUGAUACGGCGGAUAUCGUGCAUCGCAGGUGGCGGUCCAUCAUCCUGUCCGUUCCUGCAAAGAACGUGAUCGGCUUCUCCGCCAGUAACUAUAUGGUGGCGGCCCGCAGAUUCGCCACAGACCUUGACGCGGAUAUUAGGAGGAUCACUUGGCUUCCUUGCUCCACCCACGUCUGCAACUUGAUGUUGUCAGAUGUAGGGACGCGAGUGGGUUGGGUCAAGGAGACCAUCAUCCGUGUCCGACCGUUAGUGCGAUUUAUUAAGUCCCACGGCGCUGCUCACGCACUUUUCAGGAAGAUGAGCCCUCGCGUCAUGCUCGUCGAGCCCGUUGAGACCCGGUUUGCAUCGGUUUUCCUGAUGCUGACGUGUCUCAAAGGCCGGCGGGACGCGCUGGAGAGCAUGCUGCACGGCGAUGUGUGGGCACGCAUCCCGUGGGAGCACAGGCUUCUCCCCCAGGCGCAGUGGGUGCAGCAGCAGAUCCGCGACGGGGAGCUCUGGCGAUGUGUUGACUGUGCCAUCCUCGUUAUGGCCCCCAUCCACCAGCUACUGAGGAGGAUGGAUAGGGGGGGGAUAAUGAUGUCCAUCGUGUACGAGUGGAGUCAGCAUCUGAUCGAGUUUAUGAGGAGGGUGGAUGUGUCGGCGGACAUGGUCGAGCCGUGCGUGCGUGAGGUUGCCAUCCGCAACCUCCACAUGCUCGAGCCCGGACAUGCCGCGGCACACCUCCUCAACCCUCGUCGACGAUCCCUUCGAUAUUAUGAGUCAUUGCAGACGACCAGUGACGACGCCCGUGUGGUCGAGGAGUGCGACAGAUUUCUGCUCGCGCAGACCGGCGGCGAUCCAGUCGGCAGACUAGAGCGGACGCAUGAUAGCGAGGACCGUGAGGGGGUGAGGCCUGUGGACAUGCCGGACGUGGAGAGGACUCCAUUCGGCGCUGUUCUCCUCCCCCGCUCGCCGUCAGAGCUCCGUACCGACGACUUUGACGUCGGGGGAUCAGGUGGGGGCUUGGGGGAUUUUAGUGCCCUGAGACAGGGCAGUGCCUCGCCGUCGGAGCUCCGUACAGACAACUUCGAUGUGUGGGACCGUGAGGAGACUGCGGAGGAGCGGGAUGCCCGACUGGACAGAGAGGAGGAGGAGCGGCUGCAGACUUUGCCGGGAUGGGAGGGUCGGUUUGCGUAUCUGGAGGAGCAGCGUCGACUGAGGGAGUUGGAGACAGGGGGGGUGGCGGCGGUGACGCUGACGACGUGGGUGUCCGUGGGGAGGUUGUUCUGGGAGAGGUCCGAGAGGGUGUUGUCGGAGAGGAUAUCGACGUGGGUGGCAGGGGAGAGGGUGUCCCCGCGGCUGAUGAGGGACAGGGUGUCGCUGCGGGUGGUGGGGGAGAGGGUGGACCUGGUGGAGAUGUCGACGGCAACCAUCGCGGCGAGGACGAUGACGGCUCAUCGACGAGUCACGGACCGGCUGAGGGCGGAUUACGACGCCGGGAGGGGCGCCUUCGCAGGACGUUUGUCACCACAGAGUCAGGCUGCGGAGGGUGGCUCCGGACGUCCGAGCCUUCACAUGGCAGGCCGCAUGCUCGAUUUGUCACGAUCGGCGACGAAGAGAUCGUUGGUCCUCCCAGCCGCAGGGACAUCAACGGACAUGCAGCUGGGACAACACUACACAUCGGGCGAGGAGGGGUUGGUGAUGUGUCGUGGGACUAGACGACACAGCGCCAUCACAGAGGUUAAGGCUCGACUCGUAGCAGAGAUCGAAGCCGACCAGGCUGCAUUGGACGCGAUUCAGAGGCAGCGAGAGACGAUUGCUGCAGAGGAGGCCGAGGACGAGGACGCUGACACAGAKUCUGAGCCGAUCGACAGUGCGGUCCGCAGACACAGAUCGGUCGUGGCCGCGGCAGCCGCAGCAGCACAGGCGGCAUACAUCAGCGGUGCACAGGGCACAGGUGCUGGAGGCAGUGGAGGGGGCCCGGAUGGAGUGCAAAUGGAGGUGGACGUUGCUCUUCCUCGUGGACGUGCGCGAAUGGAGGGAUGUGAUGGGGGUGGGCGUGCUGUGCUGUCGUCGACGGAGAGGACAGCUGUCGCGGCGGCAGCCGUUGCUGUAGUCCAUCGAUACGAAGCGGAGAGGGCGGCGGGCCGCAUGAAGGCAGCGCUUUCGAGGCGGCGACACAGGCUUUUGCUGCAGAGGGUGUUGGACGCCCCAGACUGCAUCACGACUUCGGAGGCCGUGGUUCAGCUGUGCGCUGCAAUCGGCUCCGGUGUGCUUCCCAGGGCGACGCCACGUUGGUGGAUGAGGCGGAGAACUGGCGGGACUUGGGAGGAUUUGCGGGUGUGCGACGACGCGACGGAUGACUACUUCCGGGAAAAGUUCCGCGUCACGUUCUACAGGGAGCCGCUUCAGCCGGAUCAGAUCGUCGCGUAUACGCUGUAUAGGUGGGAAACAGGAGAGUCGUACGACAACAGCACAUCAUCGUUCGGCAUUGGCAAAGCAUCCGGAGUUCGAGCCGUGCGCGAUGUGACAGCUGCGUUGCUAUGGGUCUACGGGGACAGGAUAUCGUGGCCGAUAGGGGUGCGUAAACACGUGGUGCUACGGGCGUUUCAAGACAAGGGCUUUCCCAACUGCCAUGGUGCAGUUGACUGCAAACACAUCUACGUGGACAAACCGGCGAACGCUCCGAGCGAGAACUACUUCGACCGCAAUCACCGUUUCUCCGUCGUUGCGCAGGUGGUGGUGGACCAGGAUCUGCGUGUGCUUGACGUCUUCGUUGGCUACCCAGGCAGCUGCCACGACAUUCGGGUGAUUCAGCUGUCAAGUCUGUCGAGGCGCGCGGAAGAGAGAACGCUUUUUCGCGGGCCGCCUGUGACGCUGCCGGGAGGGGUGAGGACGAACGGAUACAUCUUGGGCGACAACGGGUAUCCUCCUUCGGAAUGGAUAGUGGUGYCGUACGGARGAAUCAAUCAGCACCCGGACGAGGAAAGGUUCGACAACAAACARAAGGUCGCUAGAGGUGCUGUGGAGAGGGCGUUCGGGAGGUUGAAGGGGAUGUGGAGGCUCUUCCUGCGGUCGCACAAGACGAACUUGGACACUCUACCGCAGCAGUUCACGGCCGUCUGCAUUCUCCACAACAUCCUGCUCGAUGCUGGGAUUGAGUUCGACGAGAACUUGUUGUGGGAGGUCGACGAGAACGGGGUGAGGCGGCGAGUGGACCUGGGGAUUCAUCGUCCACCGCAGCCAGUGACGAUGCUGACAUCGACGGACGCCGCACACGCGCUCCGCAAUGCCCUUGCGGAGCAGAUGAAACACAUCUGAUCGUGCGUGUCGUGCCACUCCGCCUCGCGUGCAUAGACAGAAGCCGUGUGCGUCUGUCGUCGAGUCGCAGCGCUUGCGUC
Molecule: messenger RNA, 5874 nt
Organism: Chara braunii
Lineage: Eukaryota; Viridiplantae; Streptophyta; Charophyceae; Charales; Characeae
Source: the annotation of a GenBank genome assembly